Messenger RNA from Priapulus caudatus, 1561 nucleotides. RefSeq names its product bridging integrator 3-like. The transcript is spliced from 10 exons. NCBI's taxonomy places the organism in Eukaryota, Metazoa, Priapulida, Priapulimorpha, Priapulimorphida, Priapulidae. Gene Ontology annotation, cellular component: cytoplasm; actin cortical patch. Gene Ontology annotation, molecular function: lipid binding; protein binding. Bases 82 to 852 code for a protein of 256 amino acids. The record is from RefSeq and is a predicted model, not a curated record. Gene Ontology annotation, biological process: endocytosis; actin cortical patch localization; plasma membrane tubulation.
UUGUAUUUUUCAAUAAAAGCAAUAAUUUGACUCGCACGUGAUAAGAAUUUCCGCCGUUUUGGCAGCACGAAACGUCAAAAGAUGAGUUGGAACCCAUUCAGCAAAAAUUUAUCUACAAAGUCUAGCAUCAUAUUGCCACAAGAUGAGAAAAACUUCCAAAGAGAGGUGGCUAGAUUGCAUCAAUUGGAUGAAGCCACAAAGAACUUGUAUAAAGAUACUAAGAAAUACAUAGAUGCUUCAGCUGGUGUCGCGAAGGCGGAUAUGAAGAUGAGUCAGAAUCUCUCUUCUAAUUCAGCCAUCAGUCACGAUCCCAUUCUUAAAGAGUCGGUAGAGGCUUUGUCACAGGCCACCUUCAAGUUAACAACUUCAUCACAAGAGCUGAACACCAAAAUACAAAAGGUUAUGUUGGAGCCUAUCAGAAAGUUCGGUACAAUCUUCCCCGUUGCAAACAAUCUAGUGAAGAAAAGGGAUCACCUCCUACAGGAAUGUAGCCAGAAACAAUCAAGAGUGGAAAAAUACGAACAGCGGGAGAAGACGGGGACAAACAUCGUCAAGCUCGAUCAGGCGAAGAAGGCGUUGGCCCCCGUUCAGGAAGAGUUUGUCUCUAUUAACAAGAGCCUGAUGGAAGACAUUCCGUAUUUAUGGGAUAGCAGGAUAGCGUACACCCGACCUUCCCUAGCAGCUCUCAUACAAGCAGAGGUGCAGCACAAUCGGGAGGUUUUCAAUAUUUACGAAGAGUUAGAGAAGGCGUUGCGUGGGGACAAUAUAGAAGUAUCGGAGGAAGUCUGUGAAUAUCAAAUGAACAAACGCUUACGAGAAAUCCAAGCACUUUCGAUAAUAGCUGACGAUUGAUCAUUUCGAUUGUUGACAUAACUAAUGUGUUUGCACGCGCGAGUGUGUGUGUGCGUGCGUGCGAGCGUGCGAGCGUGCGUGCGUGCGUGCGUGCGUGCGUGAGUGCGCGUGUGCGUGUGCGUGUGCGUGUGCGUGUGCGUGUGCGUGUGCGUGUGCGUGUGUGUGUGUGUGUGUGAGUUUGGGUGUGUGCGUGCGUGCGUGUCUGUGUGUGUGUGUGCGCGCGCGUGUGUGCGUGCGCGUGAGAGUGUGUGCGUGUGUCACGUAUAACAGAAAAUAUAGUUAUCCGUUCAAGUUGAUAGUAAUUUUAUUUUUUAGUUUAAGUUGUUAUCUUAAUAGAAAUAUAAAGCACAAAAAGUAAAGAUAAUAGCAGUACAACAUUUUUUACGAUUUCGCGGUAUGUUAUUGACAUGUAAAAACCAAUCGGGUGCGUAUUUAAAUUCAUGUAGGCGCCUACAUGGCUUACGUAAGCAAAUCAGCAUAUAUAUGACACCAUUAGGGGAAGUGCGAUUUCGAAACCUGAUUGAAUUUGUACAAAUGCGGCAGUUACAAACACAAUGGUUUCAAUGCAAGCUAGGCAACUGCAAAGCCUACCAUUCUAUUCAAAGUUCCGUGUAAUAUUUUUGCAUUUUGGUUAAUGAAAUAGUAGCACUGGCAAAUGUGUGAAUGUGGCAUUUUCUAAAUAAACUUUUUAUUAUGUUAAUAAAAAAAG